AUGUCGGAUUGGGUUGGAAGUAUUGUUUCACUCGAUUGUGGUGAUGUACUUGGUACAUAUCAAGGUCAAGUACAAUGGAUAGAUAAUGGAGAUAAUACAUUAACUUUACGAAAUGCAUUCAGAAAUGGUUUAAAAUGUGAAGUUCCUAAUGUUACAAUCAGAUCAUCUGAUAUUAGAGAAUUGAAAAUACUCAAUUCUCCUGAAGAUGCUAAAGACGUUUUCUGUAGAAAAGCCACACCCUCCAAAUUAUCUAAAGAAGUAGAAGAAUCAAUUAAUCCUAAGUGUCCUUCACCUGUCAAAGUUAUCCAUGCUUCGGGAAUGGCCACCAAUGGAUUUAUACAAGGAUCAAACCCUCCAAUGAACAAUAUGUAUAGUGGAUCUUAUACAAAACGUGCCACACCUACUCGUGAUUACGGACUUGCCAAUCAAAAUGGACAAUAUAGUAAUGGACAGUAUAAUAAUGGACAUUACUUAACUAAUGGAUAUAAUAAUAAACAGAAUGGUAAUCAACGCUUAACACCUACCAGAGAUCCUGAUGUUAGAAGACAAAAUGAUUUUGACUUUGAAAAGAACUUACAAUUAUUUGAUAAACAGGCAGAGUAUGCCAAGAUAGAAAAUGAUAUGCCAGAAGGUAUGAUGGUUGAUAAGAAACCAACUAAAUACAGGUGUGAUGAAAAUGUGUUAUCAACCGGUCCUGUUGUACUACAACAGAUAAAAACACCUGGGACAGCAGGUAGAAGUUAUGUUACAGAUUCAGGAUUAGUGGUACCAUGUAUUAGUACCGGAUUAAGAAAUACUAUAUUAUCAUUAGCUGUAAAAUACGGUAUUACUAUAGAUAGACAGAUAGAAAUGGUGGGUAGAUCAGCUAGUGAAAUGGUCCUACAGUUAUUAGGAGGUUGUCAUAGAUUGAGUCCUCAGAACGGUCAUCAAUUACCUGUUGUUGUUAUUUUAUGUGGACCCCACUUACAGGGUGCUAAGGGUAUCAAUUGUGCCAGGCAGCUAGCCAAUCAUAAUGUGAAAACUUUACUGUAUGUGCCAAAUUUUGUAAGAAUGCCAGAAGAAAUUGAAAAAGAGUUAAAAUUGUAUGAAUUGUGUGAUGGAAAACGAACAAGUUGUGCUAAAGAUCUUCCACAAGGUCCUGUGGAUAUGAUUGUUAAUGCACUGGAUAAUCAUGACAACCUACAACUUCGACAUCAAGACUGGUAUACAUCAUUAGUCAACUGGGCAGGUAACAAAAGAGCCAACUGUUUAACCAUAGAUCCACCAAUAGAAGGCUCAUUGUUAGAAUCAAAAUGGAGCCUGGCAGUGUGUUUACCUUUAGAAAUGAAGGCAUGCAAUAGUCAGAUGUAUUUAUGUGAUUUAGGUAUACCUAAAAAGGUUUAUUCAGAAGCAGGAAUCAAAUACAUGUCUCCUUUCGGACAUAAAUUUGUUAUUCCUCUUCACGAGAGGACAUAG
This is a messenger RNA of Lottia gigantea (owl limpet), 1455 nucleotides long. RefSeq lists its product as hypothetical. The coding region runs from base 1 to 1455 and encodes 484 amino acids. Gene Ontology annotation, biological process: deadenylation-independent decapping of nuclear-transcribed mRNA; P-body assembly. Gene Ontology annotation, molecular function: mRNA binding. Lineage: Eukaryota; Metazoa; Mollusca; Gastropoda; Lottiidae. Gene Ontology annotation, cellular component: P-body. The record is from RefSeq and is a predicted model, not a curated record. The transcript is spliced from 6 exons.